Ilex paraguariensis (yerba mate) is the source of this 1860-nucleotide messenger RNA. NCBI's taxonomy places the organism in Eukaryota, Viridiplantae, Streptophyta, Magnoliopsida, Aquifoliales, Aquifoliaceae. The record is from the annotation of a GenBank genome assembly.
CUACACAGUAACUCUCCCUCUCGCGCGCGCGCGCUCUCUCUCAGUCUCUGUAAAUCCGACCGAGAUAAUGGAAUUUGGUACCGCAUGGAUCCACUCCUUCCUAUAUCUCACCUUCAUCACCACCAUACUAUUCCUCCUCCAAACCUUCUUUUCCCACAAAUUAUCAUUAAAUCACCAAAAUGUCACUCUCAAAAAACACCCAGUCCUCCCUCUCCGUUUCAACUCCGAUGGCACUUUCAAGAUUCUUCAGGUGGCUGAUAUGCACUACGGAAAUGGGAUUAUGACUCGGUGCAGAGACGUGUUGGAUUCGGAGUUUGAUCACUGUUCUGAUGUGAAUUCGACUCGGUUUUUGAAACGGAUGAUUGAGGCAGAAAAGCCCGAUUUCGUUGCUUUUACAGGAGAUAAUAUAUUUGGCACAAGCACUGUUGAUGCUGCAGAAUCUCUGUUCGGAGUUUUUGGUCCUGCAAUAGAAUCAAGACUUCCUUGGGCAGCAGUUUUGGGGAACCACGACCAAGAAUCUACUAUGAACCGCGAAGAAUUGAUGUCUUUCAUCUCCCUUAUGGAUUAUUCUCUAUCACAGACCAAUCCAUCAGUCAAAGAUACUUCUGAUCCCACCAAACGCCGCCUUGUGCAAGAUAUUGAUGGGUUUGGCAAUUAUAAUCUGAGGAUAUGGGGUGCACCAGGUUCCCACUUGGCUAAUAGCAGUGUCCUCAAUCUCUACUUUCUUGACAGUGGAGACAGAGCUAUUGUUGAUGGAGUUCGAACAUAUGGAUGGAUUAAGGAAUCUCAACUUCGUUGGCUUCGUACUCUCUCUCAAGGAUGUCAGGGCCAAGAUCUGGAUGGUGAUCAAUCAGCAGAUGUUUCUUCACUCCUUGUAAAACCCCCUGCACUGGCCUUCUUCCACAUUCCAAUACCUGAAAUCCGUCAGAGGUCGUUCAAGGAGAUUAUUGGGCAGUAUCAGGAGUAUGUAGCUUGUUCAUCAGUAAAUUCCGGAGUCUGGCAGACCCUUGUCUCUAUGGGAGAUGUGAAGGCAGUGUUCAUAGGUCAUGACCACAACAAUGAUUUCUGCGGGAAUCUCGAUGGAAUUUGGUUUUGCUAUGGUGGAGGUUUUGGAUAUCAUGGUUAUGGCAAGGCUGGGUGUCCCAGGAGAGCAAGGGUCAUCUUGGCUGAACUUGGAAAAGGGGGGAAGGCAUGGAUGGGAGUCCAAAGGAUCAGGACAUGGAAGCGACUUGAUGAUGAGGAGCUGAGCAAGAUUGAUGAGCACGUCUUGUGGACUCGUGGUCUUCAAGAUGAUUGACAUUGCAGGUAUGGGAACUGCAUUCUUCUAAUUCUACCAUUUUAUGCAUUUUCCAUGUCGUUAUUCUUCUUCACUGUUGAGUUUAAGGUAAUAAAAAGGGCAAAUGGUACUUUGCCCCUGAAAGAUUUUAAUUUUCCUUUUCCUCAGAUUACAAGUCUUACAUUGCAUUUUCAAUUUUUUAAAAUGGUUGCAAUGUGCUGCAAAAGAGACACCUGAAUUUCUCUAAAAGCUUUACAAAUGGUGUGUUGUUUUUGGGGCACAUUGCUACCAUUUAAAGAAAUUUAGGAUGGAAUAUAUGACUAUAAAUCUUGAAGGGUAAAGUGUAUUUCUUAAACUAUUUUAGGGGGCAAAGUGCCAUUCGUAGUAAGAAAAAGCUGGAUGCACAAUGAAGCCUUAAAAGUAGUGAAAUGGAAGUUCUUAGUGCAGAGUGGAGUGGGUGCUGGACACGGUGGAAUAUUUGGAGCAAGCAAUCAAAAUUCCCAUGCAGUUCUCACAAAAUAGCCAAAAAAGAACCUAGAAGUGUUGGAUUACCUCAAGUAGAAUUGGUAAAUCAUGGUUAAAAG